This is a messenger RNA of Aspergillus terreus NIH2624, 1248 nucleotides long. RefSeq names its product metalloendopeptidase WSS1. The transcript has 2 exons. Lineage: Eukaryota; Fungi; Ascomycota; Eurotiomycetes; Eurotiales; Aspergillaceae. The coding region runs from base 1 to 1248 and encodes 415 amino acids. The record is from RefSeq and is a predicted model, not a curated record.
AUGCGUGAAAUCGACCCGUUGGUCUUUGAGUAUGAGCAUGACAGACAUCGCCCCAGGGAGUCCGAGGCCCUCCUGAUCCUUCGAAAGGUAGCCUCCCUCGUCAAACCGAUCAUGCGUCGUCGAGACUGGAAGGUUGGCACACUGUGUGAAUUCUACCCUCAGCAGUCCAACCUUCUGGGCCUCAACAUCAACGCGGGUCAGAAGAUCUGCCUCCGGCUUCGCUAUGCCUCCGACCAGCGUCAGUUCAUACCUAUCGAACAAGUCGUUGACACCAUGCUCCACGAACUCUGUCAUAUCGUGCAUGGACCGCACAAUCAGCAAUUCCACGCGCUCUGGAACCAACUCCGCGAUGAACAUGAGGAGCUGGUCAUGAGAGGAUACACCGGCGAAGGCUUCCUGUCUGAAGGGAGAAAGCUCGGCGGCCGCAGAAUACCUAUCGACGAAGCUCGGCGGCAGGCUCGCGCAGCGGCCGAGCGGAGACGAACGUUGCCUGCAGGCUCUGGGCAACGGCUCGGGGGAGCGCCUAUCCUGCGGGGCACGGACAUGCGCAGAGUCAUCGCUGAUGCUACCCAGCGACGUAUAGAGGUCACGAAUGGCUGCGCUUCAGGCACAGACAACAGUGUGGAACUUGCGGAGGAGGCGUCGCGGAAUGGGUUCCGAACAAAGGCCGAGGAGGAGGACGCCAACGAACAGGCGAUCAUGCAGGCGUACAUCGACCUGAUCGAGCAGGAGGAGCGCGAGAGAUACGGUCCUUCCUACAUCCCACCCAGUCACGAGAACCCAGCUGGGCCUCGAUCGACGCUAUCUCCUCCGCCCGUCCCGCCGCCGUCCACUCGGCCGACCCUCCCGUCACAACCACCGGAGCCUGCUGAUCUUACAUCCGACGACAGUCUGUACGAACAGCCAUGGGCAUGCGCUGUGUGUACAUUGGAGAACCCACCCAACUUCCUAUGCUGCGACGCCUGCGCAUCCGAACGACCACGGCCAAAGACCACGCGGACCGUAUCAGGACCAACGACCACACAUCCUGGAGCUACGGAGACGCGAAAUAAGAACAAGCGCCCGCUCAGCCAGACGGCCUCGCAGAGUUCCUUCCAGAAUCGCACCCGUGCGGUUGAGAGUCUGGCGGCCCUGGAAAGGAACGCUGCCAAACGCCCGCUUGGCUGGCUGUGUGAUUGGUGUGGCGCCUUCAUGGAGGCAGAAUGGUGGACUUGCUCAAGUUGUGGGAAGAUGAAGCCGAGCUCAUAA